Messenger RNA from Acanthopagrus latus (yellowfin seabream), 2645 nucleotides. RefSeq lists its product as uncharacterized. The record is from RefSeq and is a predicted model, not a curated record. NCBI's taxonomy places the organism in Eukaryota, Metazoa, Chordata, Actinopteri, Spariformes, Sparidae. The transcript is spliced from 8 exons. The coding region runs from base 424 to 1701 and encodes 425 amino acids.
ACUUGGACAGGAAACCCGGCCUCCGGCUUCAGCUCACAGACUGGACUGAGAAAUGUUCCGAUCCACUUACACAAGGGCUUUCGUAGAAUCCCGACCACGUCUGUUUUCUCCUGCAGCUGGCAGACGUCCUCUGAGAGACGCCGCGGUGUGGCUGCUAGAGAGGAACCAAGAGAGGAGCUCAGAGAACGAGCGGUUCUGAAAGAGGAACCCAAAGAGGAACCCGUGACUCCUCAGAAAGACCCUGCUGCAGCGUUCUGGCCCGUCCAGCUCUGCAUCAAAGACGACCCAGACGCAGACCAGCCCGGCACCUGGUCCUGCCCUCACUGUGGGGACUCAGUCCAGAACCUCAGACACUUCGUCUACAGAGACCAGAUCUUCUGCGAGGAGGCGGCCGAUGAGGGAGAGACGCUGGAGAAGUGGCUGAUGGGCCGCGGCGUGUCAAGGACAACCGUCUGGAGGUUAAAGAAGAAACAGGAAGAGAUGCUGACUUCCGUAACGAUCGGCGGUGCUGCUGGAGAUGAACCGGACUCCGGCUCGGACGAAGACCAGCUGGGAGAGGAUGGAGAGACGCUGGAGGACAGAGGGGUGCCGAGGCCCAUCAUCUGGAGGGUCCAGACCUCCUCUGAGGGCCAGCACAGGGUUCUGGUGAAAGAAGAACCCGGACAGGAACCCCUGACUCCUGAGAGCCGAUCCGGUGGUGCCGGUCCUGUUACAGCGUCCUGUCAGAUCCACGUCCCUCCCCGGGUCAAAGACGACCCAGACCAGCCAGAGCCGUCGCAGCCCAGCACCUGGUCCCGUCCAGACCUGGAGGUCCAUCAGCCGCCUGCCACAACAGAGACGCUGAGCAGCCGACAGGAGCCGAGGGCGACCAUGUGGAGGGUCCAGACCUCCUCUGAGAGCCAGCAGAGGGUUCUGGUGAAAGAAGAACCCAGACAGGAACCUCUGACUCCUGAGAACCAGCUCGCGUCCUGCGUCCAGUCCGUUCCACGGGUCAAAGACGAGUCCGACUCGGACCAGACGGAGACGUCCGAGCCCGGCACCUCGCCCCCUCCGUGUCAGGAGGAUUAUCAGACGUCCAGCUCUGGGUCAUCAGGGAGCAGCUGCUCCACCUGCCCUCACUGUGGGGACUCAGUCCAGAACCUCAGACACUUCGUCUACAGAGACCUGGUCUUCUGCGAGGAGGCGGCCGACGAGGGCGAGACGCUGGAGAAGUGGCUGAAGGAGCGCGGCGUGCCGAAGACCACCGUCUGGAGGAUCAAGAAGAAGCAGGAGGUCCUGCUGGUGGGCGGCAGCCUGCCUCGCCGAAAAGACCGAGUGUGUCUUCAGUGUGGAGAGAGGAAGACCAAAGCCAACGGCCACACCAUCCUGCGAGCCGUCAGAGAGACCUUCUGUUCCAGAACCGACCCGCUGGGCCGCACCGUGGAGCAGUGGCUGACGGAGAAGAGAGGAGGUGUCACCACCGAGCAGCUGAAGGAGCUGGACCGGGCCGUACGCAACGCCCGAGCCAAAGAGAAGCGGGCCCGGAUCCUCGGGAGACUUCCCGCCAAGCAGCCCGCCGUGAUGCGGGGAACUUUUCAGACAGACGCGACGGCAAACGGGCCGAGGACGAGACGGAGAGACGGCGGCGCCGCUCAGAGCCGGCUGUUGCUGAGAAAGUCUCAGAAGAAGAGAGAGUUCCCUGAUUAUUAUGUUUACACAUAAUCUGAUCUCUGAACAGUUCUGACAAACAUUCUGAUGCUUUAUUUAUGUGACACAGACCUCUGACCUCUGACCUCUGACCCAGCGUCACACCUUCAGUCUCUACAGGUGUGAUUCGCCUCCAUGAAGACACAAUGAUGUUAACUUUGUUCUGUGACGUUGUUUCUACAUGUUAAAUAUCUUAAUGUUAUAUCUUUAUAUCUUUUUAAAUGUUUCUUCUGUGAAGAAGCAUCUGAUGCAGAAACUUUACAAAUCUUUGCGCCUGAAACAUUUAAUUCUUCGCCACGUGCUGAGAACGUUACAGCUCAGUGUUUUAUUGUUCUACAUCGUGUUGGUUCACAGAUGACUGAUCAGCUGAAAUCAUGAAGUUGUUAAAUCAUGAAGUUCCGACUAAUUAAAUCCAAACAAAUGCAGGAGACAGUGAGAUGACACCAUGUGGAAUAAAUACUGUGUAAAUACAUUUAUAUAAAUCUUUAAGAGCUGUAGAAGGAAAACGUUUAGUUCAGUAACAUCCUGUGAAUUCUUUAAAAAAGACUUUAAGUCUUUUUUUUUAUCAGUGUUAUAAUAAUCCCGCUAAUAAUCCCUCAAUAAUUUAGAAGUGGAGGAAGGAGACGUCAGCUCAGAGCUCAGACCAGGUUAAUCUGCUACCAGAGGAGCGUUCACAGCAACACACACAGUAUUUCUGUGCUGUGAUUCACUCUGACAGAUGUGAUUUAUUCCCUCCUGCACUUAAAGCAAGAAUUCACACAGAGGAGAGAAACAUUCAGUGGUUCCUCGAUACCUUAUAUGGGCAGAAAACGUCAGGAAAUGAGGUUGCAGGUGACGUCAGACACAGUGAACGUGUCUCUACAUGUACGUUUUAUUAUUUUUGGUGCAUUUCUCUGAUUAUAAUCAUCUUUUGUUUAAAAACUGCUUAAAGAUUUCAAUAUUAAAAUGUCCAAAUACCA